Messenger RNA from Ambispora gerdemannii, 741 nucleotides. The record is from the annotation of a GenBank genome assembly. Lineage: Eukaryota; Fungi; Glomeromycota; Glomeromycetes; Archaeosporales; Ambisporaceae.
AUGUCGGUUAACGAAAAGUCCAAAAAAGAAUUGCCAUUGCAACGCGUUGUUCCACGUUUUCCACCGGAUAUUACCAUACAAGAAUUAUUAGAAAAAGCCAUCAAUAAAUUAGAACACUCUGGACAAGUUUCAAGAAUUCCCAAUGCAUUUAUCGCUUAUCGUAUGGCUGUUUGUAAGGAACUUCAUUCGAUGAAUCAUCCGGUAAUUACGCAACCACAACUUUCGUCAAUCACGCAAGCUUCUUGGGUCGAGGAGCCUGAGCACGUCCGAAAAGAAUAUCAAAGAAUUUCCGCCGAAGCAAGAGAAAUUUUCAAAAAAAUCUGUCACGUCUAUAUACCACCCGAGUAUCAACAUGAAUUUAUGCCAAAUGAUGCGACACGAAACGCUUAUUGGAAUCAUCCACAAUUCGAUGCUUUUGGCAAUUUCGAUUUUUAUUCAAGACAAUAUGUUCCUUGUAAAUUUGACGGCGCUGAUUCUGUAUCUUCAAACUAUUCUUCGCCGAAUUGCGCUUAUGCGAACAACCCAAGUCCGAAUCACGAGAAUUUUCCAACUAAUUCAUAUACAUACUACUCAAAUGCAAACGAGCAAUCCUGGAAUUACGGAGCAACCCUCAAUAGUCACCCCAACGACUUUGUACAAUCAGAACCCUGGCUCAAGUCCCGAUUUGUCAAACCAUUUUCAAACAAACCAAUGCAACUGUUGCAAGCAGAAAAUGUUCGAAAUGCAAAACCGGAUAAAUGA